UGAAUUUACGUAGGGUAACUCUCCAAGACUAUAUUAAUUUAAUAAUCCCUUCUAAAAGAAACUGAAUAGGUAAUGGCAAGCCAUAAGAACAAAAAAAGGUGAAUAGUUUUCUUACUCCGAUUUAGGGCAUCAAGAAAUGCUGUCAUGAAAGCAGCUAGCUUAUUGAUUAUCCAGCCAGUAUCUGGAAUAAACGCAGUUACGGGGUUCUUGGAGAACAUCUUCUUGGCUACUGGGAGUUCUAUUCCACCUCAAAUAGCUACCACUUUGAUCGGGGUCAUUCAAGUGUUCACCGUUUUUAUCACUUCGUCUUUAAUCGAUAAAUUAGGCAGAAAAAUGCUUCUUUUAUCCUCCGCUUUAGGUUUAGCAGUCUCCCUCACACUUCUUGGACUCUAUUUCUUUCUCUCUAAACAUCAAUUUGCUUUCGUCACUUACAUUUGGUGGUUACCCAUUGUCAGUCUAAUUUUCUACAUUAUCUGUUUCAACUAUGGAGUGGGCCCAGUGUCUUGGACAAUGGUCAGCGAGCUAUUUCCUUCCAACGUCAAAUCUAGUGCGACAGCUAUGGUCUCUGCAACGAAUUUUGGGGUUUCGUUUCAAAUUACCAUAGCUUUUCCUCUUAUUAGUGAGAUGUUGGGUAUGGCACAGUCAUUCUGGUUGUUUGGGGUCUGUUGUAUACUCGGUGCUGUGUUUAUCCUAUUGAUUGUCCCAGAAACAAAAGGAAAAACUGCUGCAGAGAUCCAACAAAUGUUAAACAAAUAAGUAUACUGGAGUUUUAUAAUA
Sitophilus oryzae (rice weevil) is the source of this 777-nucleotide messenger RNA. Its product is annotated as facilitated trehalose transporter Tret1-like. Gene Ontology annotation, biological process: transmembrane transport. The transcript has a single exon. Lineage: Eukaryota; Metazoa; Arthropoda; Insecta; Coleoptera; Curculionidae. Gene Ontology annotation, molecular function: transmembrane transporter activity. Bases 145 to 756 code for a protein of 203 amino acids. The record is from RefSeq and is a predicted model, not a curated record. Gene Ontology annotation, cellular component: membrane.